GUCUGGGGUUGUUAUCCAGUCUGUUGCACUACUAUACCGUCGUGGUUGAAGGCAGCAUAAAAGUGCUCGCCUCGUCCCUGCUUCGUCGGUCUUUGGGCAUAAGCAUAAGCAUCCUCGUUUAGCUGUGCAAAUUCUUUGGUCUUUCUAUCUUACCACAGUCAAUAACUUUCGUCAAAAUGAAAACCACUCUCGGCCUCGGAUUCCUCCUCCUCGCCACCGGACCCCUCGUGUCGGCGGCCGUGGAACCACAGGGAAAUUCCGUCGAAUGCUGGAACCGAAUGUGCCGAACAACGUGCUACCCGUCGUCCGAUUACCGGCAUGGAAUCCCUUCAGGGUUAAAAGUCAAGGACGGGGAGAAGCAGAACUGGUGCUAUCUCAAGGUUGGAAACUGGAACGAGAAGGGGGAGACGAAAUUCUGCUCCCGCCAUAGGUGUACGAAUUUGGACCCUCAUAAUGAGUGUCUGGAUAAGGAUGAUGAUCCGAUUUUGGGAGGAUGCGGUGUGAAUGGGUCGUGAGUUGGCUUGCGCUUUUGUUUGGUGCUUGGUGAGACUCGGCUCAAUAUCAGUUAACGGGACAUGCUCUCUUAUGUCUAUUACGAAUGUAAUUUGUGCGUGGAGUUGAAGCAUCAGAUGAGCCGUUGGGGUGAUUGUUGGGGAAUUUGGGGGAAAUAUUCUUCGCAGAAUGUCUAUAAGUAUUUCACCUGUAUCAGUCACAUAUUCAC
Molecule: messenger RNA, 721 nt
Organism: Aspergillus campestris IBT 28561
Lineage: Eukaryota; Fungi; Ascomycota; Eurotiomycetes; Eurotiales; Aspergillaceae
Exons: 2
Coding region: 177-515 (112 amino acids)
Source: RefSeq, a predicted model, not a curated record